Phymastichus coffea is the source of this 2628-nucleotide messenger RNA. Its product is annotated as adipose-secreted signaling protein. The transcript is spliced from 4 exons. NCBI's taxonomy places the organism in Eukaryota, Metazoa, Arthropoda, Insecta, Hymenoptera, Eulophidae. Bases 155 to 667 code for a protein of 170 amino acids. The record is from RefSeq and is a predicted model, not a curated record.
UCGCGCGCGUUCUCUCGAAAAGCGAGCCUAGAUCAGUAGGCUCUCUGGUAAGCAAAACGCCAGUUGUUGGUCUGCGCGCAGACGAGGAUCAGGGCAGCACGUUUUUUUUAUACUAGCAUGUGCUGGUGCCACAGUGUCGCAGCCCUAACGUAGCAUGGGAGAAAAAGAACAUUAUGUCCACUUCAGUAGUGCGAGUGGCGCUGGAUAUAACAAUAUCGUCGUCCAGCCAUUACGUCACGGACACUUGAACGUACAUCUUGGCUUUUUGCAAAUACAUCAUAGGUACCACGUGGAAUUCACGGUGCCAUGGAACGUAUGUUUGGUGCAUCCGGAAGGCAAUCCAAAGGGGCCGGCUGUAAUGGUCGGCGAGCCGAACCCCAACUGCCGCGUCUUCGACUUCUCUCUGGACAGAGAUGAUCUUAGAAUGAAAGUCGAGCUGGCAGUACACAAGGAGCGUUUCCUCAAGGAGCCAUUUCAGAUAACGUGUUGCGAUGAAGGUGCCCCACUGACAAUCUACCUUAAUGCCCGAGUGUUCGGCAAGGAUCAGGGUACGCCAAUAUUGCGCAAUGGCAUACGUAGUAUUGCGAUCGAGGAAGAAGAUGACGAGGCCGAAGAUGAAAGUGACGAUGCGGACGCAGCAUCGGCUGACAUUAAUAAACCCGACUGACGUCCUCCGCCUCUCGAAACCUCGAUGUAAAGUUCCCAAAGAGAAAUGACAAUUUCUUUUUGCCAACUUGCACACCCAUCUUUACACUUAUACAUAGUAGGUUAGCAAUGAAAGUGCCGUUAAUCGUAUAUCACGCGGUAUAUUCGUUAUAAAAACAAUAAGCAAAAAAAUGAAGGGGCAUUCCUCGCGCGCGUUCCCUGUUGUGGCUGUAUCAUGUAAAAAUGUUUCUUUAAUACAUAAAACAAUAUUUCAUGAUCGCCUAUAUAAUAAAUAAAUAGUCAAGUAGUUAGACUCACAUCUCGAGUUUGCGAUGAUUAUAAUAAUCCAGUAAACAUAAUUAACAAAGUAGUGAUGCCUAAAUGCGUUUCGAUAAUAUAUAGAUAAAUAAAUAUAUUAGAUUGUACGAUACAUUUCGUAUAUAGUUCAUUUUUGAGAGUUUAUAAAAAAAUACGACCGAAGCUUCAGUAUUUGACGAUAUUGUAUAUUUUUUACAUGAUAUAGUUUGUGUUGAAAAUGAAUGCCUUUUAAAAUUAAUCUCGAACCAUCACUGCAAAUGUUUGAUAAAAAACAUAUAUGAUUGGUACGUAAACAUCGCUUUUUCUAAAGAAAAAUGCAUUUUUUCCGCAUUUAUCUUGAAACUCUAUUCGUCCCAUUGUGAUCCUUUUUGAAUAUAUUGAGCUUUUUAUCAUUAUUUUUAUGGAAAAGGAUAUGUGAAGUUGAUAAAUUGUGUUCUGUUUGAUGUUAACGUAGAUAAACAAUAAAUUGUUUUACCUAAAAGAAAAACGUACUUUACGGGAUCAUUUUUGUUGGCCAGUAAAUAAAUAUACUAUAAGAUAACCAGUAAAGACAGAAAACAUACUGAAUAAUUGUAUAUCAAUAAUAGUUAAGAAAAAUUUAGCCUAUACUCUUCUAUCUUCAUACCUAUUAUAAUAAAAAGAGUUUCUAUACUGUUUCGCUAAAAAAAUUUCUUCUUAAAAUCGAUUUCAAUACUCUUUCUAAUUGGUCGCCAAGGAAUUUCAAUCUUACAUUUUCAUAAUACUUACCUUGAAAAUAUUUGUAAUCGAUUUAAAACAGUUAGCUACUGAAAAAAAAACAUUGUUAGAAAUUAAUAUGUUACGCAACGUUGUAAUGUCUACCAAAGUCCGACAAAGCAAUGGAAAACAAUAGAAUUCCCUUCCUUAGGUACAGUGAAGAUAUAGAAACCUAAAUAACGAGUUAAUUUUUCAAUUAUUAUUAGUAAUUUAACGUAGAUAAAAGAACAAUGUUCUAGUUAUUUACGUACCUUGAGCGAAUCAAGCGCCAGUAUGGUAUGGGAAGGAUAUUUGUAGCGCGAUUGCAGAACCUUGUAAAAACAUCCUUCCGUGCAAACGUGUCGAUAUCGUACUGGUGCUUGUCCUGGCCAAGGCAUGUAAAUGACUUACGAGCAGGACUAUAAUGUAAUCGUCAUGCUCUCCCUAGUACAAAUAUAAAUACAGAGAGAAAAACGUAAAUAUUUUUUGAAAAAAUGUAGAGUAAGGCUUGAAUAAGAUAAUAAACAUAAAGCAGCUGAAAAUCGGAAUCGAAAUUAAAACUUUAUUGAUUCACAGUAACUUUUUUACAAAUUAAAAUGAGAAACAAUUUUAGGUUUAAUCGGUAUGCUAAUUACAUCAUUCAUAUUUCAACAAUAAAUCAAAGGGCCUUGGUCAAAGUAGCCUGAACAGUAUAUUAAACAGCAAUUGUUUCGCGAAAGCCAAAUUCUCAUUUAUUGCACUAUCAAAAAACUCUAAUUACGUCUGUGAAAAUGUAUUUGUCUUACCGAUAUUUUACAUUGAAUGGCAAAAAAAUCGCUAUUAAGAAAAACGUCUACGCACGAUUGUACACGUGUAUUCCGUUCCAAAAUUGUAUAUGACACAGAUAGUAUCAUUGAGCUUACGAGCAAUAAUCGAAAAUUUCUUCAUCCUCGCUAACACUACUGAAAAAUA